Messenger RNA from Arabidopsis arenosa, 1523 nucleotides. The record is from the annotation of a GenBank genome assembly. NCBI's taxonomy places the organism in Eukaryota, Viridiplantae, Streptophyta, Magnoliopsida, Brassicales, Brassicaceae.
GCUUUCUACCAGUGCAGUUGUAGUCUUAACAUGACGAAAUCAUUUGAGAGGGCUGCUGCCUCUAUGGCACGUGCUAUUAUCAUACUACCAACGAAAGGUGAUAGGUAUGAAGUUGAUACAGACGCAUUUCUUUCUGUAUUAGCCCUUCAACCUAUACAAAAGAUGGAAUCGAUCCCAACCAUUGUAGAGGUAUCAAGCCCUAAUACGUAUGAUCUUCUCAAGUCUAUUUCGGGAUUGAAAGUGGAGCCGGUUGAAAAUGUUACGUCGAAAUUGUUUGUCCAAUGCUCACGUCAAAAAGACCUGAUAAAGAUCUACAGGCACCUACUAAAUUACUCAAAAAAUGUAUUUAAUCUUUGCAGCUUCCCCAAUCUAGCUGGGACGAAGUAUAGACAAUUAAGACUGGGGUUCCAGGAGGUUGUGGUCUGUGGCCUUUUACGAGAUGGGAAAGUAAAUUUCCACCCAAAUGAUAACGAAGAGCUCAUGGAAACCGACAAACUAUUGUUUAUCGCACCUCUCAAUUGGAAAAAGAAGCAACUAUUAUAUGCAGACAUGAAACUUGAGAACAUUACAGUUGCGACUGAUACUCGGAAGCAAGUGUUUGAGAAAAAAAGAUCACGGCUAGCAAAAAUUAUAAUGCGUCCUCGUAAGUCCUUAUCAAAGGGAUCAGAUUCUGUCAAAGGACCCACAGAAUCUAUACUUUUACUUGGUUGGCGUGGAGACGUUGUGCAAAUGAUCGAGGAGUUUGAUAACUAUCUUGGUCCAGACAGUUCAAUGGAAAUAUUAUCGGAUGUACCGUUAGAGGACAGAAGAAGAGUGGGCGAUAGUAUGGGUUCAGUGAAAAUCAAGAACAUCCAAGUUUCACAUAAGGUUGGGAAUCCUCUGAAUUAUGAUACAUUAAAGCAAACUAUAAUCCGUAUGAAAAGUAAAUAUAGAAAAGGCAAAAAUAUUCCUUUGACCAUCCUUGUCAUAUCGGAUCGAGACUGGCUUCUUGGAGAUCCAUCUAGAGCAGACAAACAAUCCGCUUACUCUCUUCUCCUCGCUGAAAGCAUCUGCAACAAGCUUGGAGUAAAGGUACAUAAUCUAGCCUCUGAAAUCGUCGACUCAAAACUCGGCAAGCAGAUAACAGGACUCAAGCCGUCCCUAACUUUCAUAGCGGCAGAGGAAGUUAUGAGCCUUGUAACAGCACAAGUUGCUGAAAACAGCGAACUGAACGAGGUAUGGAAGGACAUUCUAGACGCAGAUGGUGACGAGAUAUACGUUAAGGACAUUGAACUGUACAUGAAAGAGGGCGAGAACCCUUCAUUCACUGAGCUCUCAGAGCGAGCUUGGCUAAGGAGAGAAGUCGCCAUAGGCUACAUAAAAGGCGGUAAAAAGGUAAGUGUUUUAUUACUCCAAACUGCAACAAACUGUAACCUCCUCGUCUUCACUGAUGUGGAUAACUCAGUUUUUUCCGUGGUUACAGAUAAUCAAUCCGGUUCCAAAGACAGAACCUCUCUCCCUUGAAAUGAAUGACUCAUUGAUUG